UAGUUUGCAGAAAAUAACUUUCUUUCGCCGGGUAUAAAGCGAGAUUCGAUCUCAGCCACACCAUAACUCUUACAAUAUCAAAAGAACGGAGAGAAGGAAACAAAAUGACGUGGAAAGGUGGUAAACAUCGUACAGGCCGAACUAUUCGUUCGUCUUUCCCUCGACGAAAGGAAGGAAUUUUAGUCCUAAAAAAAGAACGCAAAUCAGAUCAUGAUGAAGCCGAAAAGGUUUUGUAUUCGCUGGGGAAGCACAAUCGCUGGAUGAUGCCAGAAAUGGUCAAAGAAUCUUCUGGUUUUCGAGGAGAUUUCGGCGACGAAGAUUUUGUUCUGGUUGACAGACGAACAAAAAAGAAGAUUGAUUUGUCAAUCUAUGAAAGUUCGUCUGGAAAUAUCUUGGGAUCAUAUAGCAAGCUCAGCAAUAUCGAACUUCAAGCCAGCGAAGCUGAUGUGGUGUUUGAAGUCAGUUCCCCAGACCAUAAAGGAGUAUGGCCUUUCGAGGGAAGACUGAAAUAUCAAGAUUCAAGUAGGAAGAAGAAGCACACUCCAAAACACAGGCAUACGUACAUGACAAAAGACUGGGAUGAGGAAGAUAGCUUUGUUUAUGAUGAGGAAUUUGAUGCUGAAUGUGAUAACAGCCUGAUGGAUCAUUCAUUGUAUCUCAGCGACUAUAUGCCAGAAAUUCCAUAUAAAAACAAGAAAUCACCCUCAAAUGCAAAACGUGUAAGAAAACGCACUUCAAACAAUAACAAAGAACCUUUAUUUCCUCAAAACAAAGUGAUUAUUGUCGAUGAUGAAGAGUCAACUAAAGAGCACAAAAGAAUACAUGCUCUUACAAGAAAAAGGGACAUAAUGCUGGAAAGAAUCCUCCUUGAUGUCCAUGACUGUAAGUGGUGCUGGGGCACUUGCUGGGAUAAUAAGAAUAGACGAAAAAGAAGACAAAAAUACAUGCGAAAGAAAUUGUCCCUUAUUGGUGAAGAAGUUGAUGACAAUGCUGAACAUCAAGAGCAACAGGAUUCCAAGGAGCUGUCUGCUUAUGAGUUUUGUGAAAUAAGAAUAGUUGAUAAUGAUGUUCAAGUCCAAGAGCUAACACGAGUUUGGGGAGAACACUACAACGAAGGAGGGAGCUUUCCAAGAAAGUUUGCAAUCGAUAUAUCUGAUUCAAAUUUAACGCCCUGUAAAACUAGUCCAGAAUCAAUACAUAUCCUAUUUGAGCUAAAAGACAAUAAGGACAUACCACCCAAUCAUAAGUGUGCUUCUAUCAAGCUUUUAAUUGAUACGGAACUGUCAGAGUAUAAGAUACCAAGAGAAACUUCACAGCUUAUCAUCAAAGACUUCAAACUUGCCAUGUCAACAAGUUCAGAUGUUUUAAGUGUUGAAGAUGUCGUGAACAGAGCCAGAAUUUGUAUUGAGAAACAUCUAAGCAUGAAGGAAACAAUAAGCUCAUCUAAAAAAUCCACUUCACUUGACCAAUUUGAAGGACAUUUUGGCUGGAAAGGAGAAGUUUACAUGGGAAAAGAAGCCAUUGCAGAAGUAAAGAAAGAUUUGGACAAUAAACCAGAAAGAAAUUGUGAUCUAUCAACUUCUUAUAACCAUGCCACUGCUGCUGAAUGUGGGAUCUGUCUUGAGAAUCUUAUAGAUCCUGUGGUGUUUACUACAAUGACAUCAUGUGGACAUUCAUUUUGCAAUAAAUGUUGGAAGACGUAUAUCGACACUAAGCUUAAAAAUGGCCAAGUAGACUUGCUGUGCCCAGAACAUUGUUGUAAAACUGUAGUUGAUCAUGUCACUGUCAUGGCUCUUGCACCUUCUUGGUAUGGAAAAUACAUUUCUUGGAAAGUCAAAAGAACCAUGGCAGCAAGUAGAUCAUGGAAGAAUUGUCCAUCAGAAAAGUGCAACUUGGUUAUGAAAGUGCUACCAAAGGACAAUUCCAAAGUGAUUCCUGUUGGCAUGCCUAUAUCUUGUGCCUGUAAAAACAUUUGGUGCUAUAGUUGCCAGGAACAAGCCCACUGGCCUUCACCAUGUUCUGAUGCUAACAAGUUUAGAGCUGCAAACACAGGAAGGGGAUCUUUUGGAGAUUUUCCAGAAAUUACCUCAGUGUCAGUCAAGAAAUGUCCAAAUUGCAGUUACCCCAUAGAGAAGAAUGAAGGCUGUAACUAUAUGUUUUGCAUUAUGUGCAACACAGCUUUCUGCUGGUAUUGCCUUGAGGCUUUUCUAGAUUAUGACUAUGAUCACCGCUGUUACACAGAUCGUAAAGAAAAAAAGCUUACCGCAGUUGAAUUGCCUUUAUUACUCAGUGAUACUCAGCGCUUUGCAUACAUUGCUGUAAGGAGCUUUUACAUUGUCAAAGCUGGAAUGUCAGUGCAAAAAGAGCAAAGACUGAAGUGUAUGGAAAAAGGCAUGGAAGCGUACUUGUCACUUCAAAGAAUAUCCAAGGCAUUUCAUACUUCCACCUUGGACACUAUGAUGAAGGUCAAUCUUACUGAUGUUGUGAGAAAAGCAUACACAUUUGAGCUCCAAGCCCACAUUGCUGUGGAAGGGAUGGCAAUUGGUAUUGUUUAUGGUGAUAAAACUUUCCUUGAACAGUGUAUGAUAUUGGCAUACAUCAUGGAGAAAGUAGCAGAGUUUUUGAACACUCCUUGCUCAUUGUAUAAAACCAAGAACAUUGCAAGAUUAAAUAAACUGAUAGGAAAUGGACAACAAUGUCUAAAGAGGGUGUUGAUAAAGAAACUAAAACACUAAAUACAAGAAACAUUCACAGGGACUAAUUAUACAUGUAUCUAACAUCAUGGAGAACUUAGAAAUAAGUAGUUGGUCAGCUUGAUCCAUGAAAAGAGAAUAAUUUAUAGUGGUAUUUAGGUCAUGAAUUCUUCCAGGAUAAAUUGUAUUACAUACAAGAAGAUAAAUUUUAUAAAGUUGGUUGGCCAUGGCUAACAUUCAUUAGAAUAUUUGUUUAAGACAAUUUCAUGAAUACAAAAAUACAAUUAACAUUGAAUAAUCUGUUCGUUGUUUUAGAGUGUCACAGUAAAAUUAUAAAUAAUAUGA
This is a messenger RNA of Exaiptasia diaphana, 3038 nucleotides long. RefSeq lists its product as uncharacterized. The coding region runs from base 105 to 2735 and encodes 876 amino acids. The record is from RefSeq and is a predicted model, not a curated record. Lineage: Eukaryota; Metazoa; Cnidaria; Anthozoa; Actiniaria; Aiptasiidae. Gene Ontology annotation, molecular function: zinc ion binding; ubiquitin protein ligase activity; ubiquitin conjugating enzyme binding. Gene Ontology annotation, cellular component: cytoplasm; ubiquitin ligase complex. The transcript has 3 exons. Gene Ontology annotation, biological process: protein polyubiquitination; positive regulation of proteasomal ubiquitin-dependent protein catabolic process; ubiquitin-dependent protein catabolic process.